Molecule: messenger RNA, 5561 nt
Organism: Zootoca vivipara (common lizard)
Lineage: Eukaryota; Metazoa; Chordata; Lepidosauria; Squamata; Lacertidae
Gene: MTM1
Product: myotubularin 1
Biological process (GO): mitochondrion distribution; phosphatidylinositol dephosphorylation; negative regulation of autophagosome assembly
Cellular component (GO): cytoplasm; membrane
Molecular function (GO): phosphatidylinositol-3,5-bisphosphate 3-phosphatase activity; phosphatidylinositol-3-phosphate phosphatase activity
Source: RefSeq, a predicted model, not a curated record
GGCCGUUUCCUGUCGGCUGUUGUCACGUGACCCAAAGGGGGGGGGAAACAAAAAACGGGGGCUUGGGAGGAGGAGGAGGGCGCGGGACGGCGGCGACGGAGACGACGAGGCCGGUACAGCUCGAUCCCCCUCCCCCCCCAUCAUGGCGUCCUCAUCAACCCCUAGAUGUAACUCAAAUUCCUUCGAGGGCUCCUCAGUUAAAAAGCCUAUGAAAGAUGGAACUAACUGGGAACGCAAUGAAGAAAUACCUCGUCUACCAGGGGAAACCAGAGGGACAGACAAAGAAGUCAUUUACAUGUGCCCAUUUAAUGGACCUGUUAAAGGAAGACUAUACAUAACAAACUACAGGCUCUACUUGAGAAGUGUGGAAUCGGAUCCAGUGGUAACAGUGGAUGUCCCUUUGGGUGUCAUUUCAAGGAUUGAGAAAAUGGGAGGCGCUUCCAGCAGAGGAGAGAAUUCCUAUGGGCUAGAUAUUACUUGCAAGGAUAUGAGAAAUUUACGUUUUGCAUUGAAACAAGAAGGUCACAGCAGAAGAGAUAUAUUUGAGGUCCUGACCAAAUGUGCUUUUCCACAGUCAUAUAACUCGCCUUUUUUUGCAUUUGCAAACGAAGAGAAGUUUUCUGAAAAUGGCUGGCUAGUCUACAAUCCCAUGGUUGAAUACAGGAGACAACGUCUGCCCAAUGAACAGUGGAGGAUAACGUUUCUCAAUGAGCAUUAUGCACUUUGUGACACUUACCCAUCCCUCUUGGUAGUGCCAUAUAAUGCCACAGAUGAAGAUCUCAAGAAGGUUUCUGCUUUCAGGUCCCGAGGUAGAAUUCCUGUGUUGUCGUGGAUCCAUCCCGAGAACCAAGCCGUUAUCACACGCUCUAGCCAGCCACUUGUUGGUAUGAGUGGCAAAAGAAACAAAGAUGAUGAAAGGUAUCUGGAGCUCAUCAGGGAAACAAAUGGCCAGCUCUCCAAACUGACUAUUUAUGAUGCAAGACCCAGUGUUAAUGCUGUAGCCAAUAAGGCAACUGGAGGAGGUUAUGAAAGUGAUGAUGCAUAUACCAACGCUGAGCUGGUUUUCCUAGAUAUUCAUAAUAUUCAUGUCAUGCGGGAAUCCUUGAAAAAGCUUAAGGACAUUGUUUACCCUCAUGUAGAGGAAUCUCACUGGCUAUCUAGCCUGGAGUCCACCCACUGGCUUGAACAUAUCAAGCUUGUUUUAACAGGUGCUAUUCAAGUAGCAGACAGAGUCUCCUCUGGAAAGAGUUCAGUUUUGGUACACUGCAGUGAUGGUUGGGACCGUACAGCACAACUCACCUCUCUAGCUAUGUUGAUGUUGGACAGCUACUACCGGACGAUUGUGGGCUUUCAAGUUUUGGUGCAGAAAGAAUGGAUAAGCUUUGGACACAAGUUUGCUUCGAGAAUUGGUCAUGGAGACAAAAAUCAUGCUGAUGCUGACAGGUCACCUAUUUUCCUCCAGUUCAUUGACUGUGUGUGGCAGAUCUCUAAACAAUUCCCUACAGCUUUUGAAUUCAAUGACCAAUUUUUGAUUGCAAUUCUGGAUCAUUUGUACUCCUGCCGCUUUGGUACUUUCUUGUAUAAUUGCGACUCUGUAAGAGAGAAAGAGAAACUGAGCGAAAAAACUUUAUCUCUGUGGUCCCUGAUAAACAGUGCGAAAUCAAAGUAUAUCAAUCCCUUUUAUUCUAAAGAAUUAAAUCGUGUUCUUUAUCCAGUAGCAAGCAUGAGGCACUUGGAACUUUGGGUCAAUUAUUAUAUUAGGUGGAACCCAAGAAUCAGGCAACAACCAAAUCCAGUGGAACAGCGUUACAUGGAGCUACUGGCAUUACGCGAUGACUACGUGAAACGACUAGAAGAACUGCAAAUUGCGAACCCCAAAUUUCCCAAUUCCUCCUCAUCUUCUUCACAGAUGAUGUCGCACGUGCAAACUCACUUUUGAAGGAGUUGGAUUAUUUUCUUUGAACAUUGUUAAAAGUGGUGCUUAUUCUGAUGUAUUGGACAAGAGGAAAACAUUGAUGCCUUAUGUAGAGUUUUUUUCCUAAAAUCUUUGUCCCUAUAGGAGAGGAUUUGAACACAAGUGGGCUUUUAAAAAUUGAUUUAUGUGCCUUUCACAAACUUUUGCCUGGGAAAAUGUCAUCCAGCUAGUACUUAUAUCUUUAAAGGUAUUUUUCCCCUUCCUACUGCAAUCCAAAUAGAUAUAGCUAAUGCUUCCAAUAAUAGCCAUCAUCUUUUUUUUUAAAGACAGUAUGAAUUCAUUUUUGGCUAUAGGCUCUCCUGCUCAGACUUAAAAUGCAUGUUUAAGUUCAUAUAUUGAGCAAAGUGUCAUUGAUGCCAAUGAGAAAUUUGCUGAAUCAUAUGCACAUGUAAGAAGCCUGUGGUGUAAGAAGCAGAGUCGUUAAGGGCACAUGCUCUUGAGGAUCAAUUACUGUGUGGACUAGUUUUAUAUGGUUUCUUACUUAUUUCAGUGAUAGUGGUAAGCUAUCAUGACUUAAAUUUGUGCCUAUUCAGAGCAGCAGCCUUAUGAGAUGGAACAUAAUGUGUGAGCUUGUAUAACUUGUUCCCAUAAUAAAUUAGUAUUUUUCUCAAAUAUAUUAAAUAAUAUGCAGAAAAUAGGGAGUGCACUGAAAAUAUUUAAAUGUUGCAGAUCAUUCAGGGUGCUGUCUGCCUUCAUGUUAGUCUUUUGUUAAAUUUUAUAAUUCCUUUCAGGAAUCAUUCUAAAACAUUACAAGCACUUGUGAAGUAAGCACAGACCUUGCAACUUGAUAUUUCAAUCCACAUUUUGUUUAGGAUUAUUAAGUUUAUUAAGUGAUAUUUGGUCAGUUCAGAAUAUCUUGAAGCAUAGGAUUUGUGAAGAACUGUUUGCAGCUAACAUGACUUAUUUUCAACAUAUUUGACACUUUGAGGGUGUUUGUCUACCAUUUGUAAAUUAUUAUAUGUGUAAUUUUUGAUCUACAAAAUGUAAGCUGGCAAGGAUAUCAUAGGAAUAAUUUGUAAAUUAAUUUGAAAUGUUCUGAGUAUUCUUUUCUUUGUAAAGUGUAAAUAUUUUAGGUUUCAAAGACUGAAGACAAAGUCCAUAAAAUACUAUAAAUUUAUUAGUUUUAGAGGACAUUGGGAUAUUUUGGAAAUAGUAUAUUUUCAUUAAAAGAAAAACAGAGCACAUUAAUACAGUUAAUAGUAUACUGAGAAAUUUGCACUACUUCUUCAGGGAUAGACUGAAGUACUAGUAAUAAAUUCCACUAGUUGAUGCAUGAUUUAUUUCCUUCCACUUGAUACCUGUCUUCUAAAUUUCACACACUCGUAAUUCUUUUGUCUUUAUCUCAUUGCACAUGUACAUGGCUUGUUGUUUUCUGUAAGGGAAACAAAUCUGAGAGAUGAACUGCAUAACUUGAAUUACAAGGAAACUCACGUAUCCCAUCAACCUAUUCUAAAUGACCGAGCAUAAAACUCUGAAAAACUAUGCAGACUGAUAUAACUGCCUUUUGUUUGCCUGCAGUUUAUAAGCAUCUCAUUUUUCAAAGGAACCCUUAAAACAUCAUGUAUGUUUCAUACUGUCUAGUGUGGAUUAAUUGCUAUCUUGUUUGUUUUUACUAAGUAAAACACUACACGCUCAGCUGGGGAUGGGGGGGGGGUUGCGGGAAAGCGGGAGUAUUGUAAAACAGAUUUAAAUACAUUUGCCUUCACAUCUGCAUACCAUUGAUUGAUGUUUCUAUGACCACAGGUGAUGCUGUGUCCUGAAUUCUAGAGAAUUUAAUGUUUGGGAAAGUAUAACUUGAUUUUUUAAUACCUGCUUAAGUCAUAUGAAAUAAAAAAAGCUGAACAUUUUUUAUGCCUCUUUUCUGGGUAGCAAACAGCCCAAUCCUAUACACAAUUCCAGGGUGCCCACACUAUACUGAACAGAAUUCAGUCAAACCUCGGUUUGCUACCACUUCGGUUUCUGACCACCGCGGACCCAGAAAUGUUUACAUCUGGGUUCCACGGCGCUCGGAUGCACAGAAGCGAUCUGCGCAGCGCGUGCGGGAACAGAAGCGCUCUAUCGGCACUUUACGCAUGUGCAGAAGCAUGCCUUCGGCGAGCGACCGAUUUGGGGAGUGACUGGCUCCGUGGAAUGGAUUGCAGUCGCAAACCGAGGUAACACUGUUUAUUGAACCACCUCCGAGGAAGGUCUGAAGGGUGGUGAUAAAGAAGAGGCCUUCUCUGCAGCAGCCCCAGUUUAUAGAAUGCUCUUCCCAGGUGCCUUGGGCCUCCCCACCUUCCGAAGAACUGGAACUCCUAGCUUUCAUUCUUCCAAAGGCUUUAAUGCUUAAUCAGAUCAGUACAUUAGACAAACUACAGCUUACAAGGUUCAGAACGUACACCAGAGGUAAGAUACAUGGCUAAGUGCAACCUUAAUACAUUGAUCUAACAAGCCCAGGGGUCAGCAACCUUUUUCAGCCGUGGGCAGUUCCACCGUCCCUCUGACCAUGUGGUGGGCCGGACUAUGUUUUUUUGGGGGGAAAUGAACGAAUUCCUGUGCCCCACAAAUAACCCAGAGAUGCAUUUUAAAUAAAAGUACACAUUCUACUCAUGUAAAAACAUGCUGAUUCCAGGACUGUCCGUGGGCUGGAUUAAGAAGGCGAUUGGGCCGCAUCCGGCCCCUGGGCCUUAGGUUGCCUCCCCCUGCAACAAGCAGUACAACCUUCUGUACCUUUAUUUUGGAGUGUGGGGCAGGUAAAGCUGUUUGCAUGACAAGAAGCUGGAGUUCUGGGACUGGGCACUCCACAUGGGCUGUCUCUGCAAGGUUGCUCAUGCUGGCUCUGACAUAUCUCUGGAGGUGGGGUCAGGAUCAGAUUUACUUCUAGUUGCCUCCCCAGAGGAGUUGCCUCACGGAAAGGAUCAGGCAGUCUCCCAUCCUGUCUAGGGAACCACCCACUAAGAGUAUAUUCUCCGGUUGGCACCCUCCACAUCUCAUUUGGAGAGGGCCCAUGGAGAAGGACCUUGGAUGGCUAACGCAUGGUCUAGAUUGGUUCAUAUGGGAAUAUGUAGUAUUGAGGUACUGGGGUUCUGAGCCACAAGGCUUUAUAGGUCUCCACCAUGUUUCUUGCUAUAACAUUAAUGAUCACCAAGCUUUGUAAGUGUAAAAGUUACAGCUAUAUUGGGCAUUCUUAAUUUGGUUAGUGGCUUGCUGACUGAAAUGGGCUAGUAUGUUAGAAAUUUGAUUUUAAGUGCCUGAAUUCAUUUUGAAGCUGUACACCUUCAUCAAACAGUUAAGUGCAUGUGACUAGCAGCUGUGUUUAUUUUUAGCAUAUGCGUUUCCUUUCUGCUCUGCCACAUGUAAAAGAGGAGGAUGUUACAAAAUCUAAGGCGUACAAUGCUGGUGAGAGGUACAUUACCUGUUGUUUUCACUAAUAGUAUUAUGGUGAGGAGUGCUCUUAAUUUAAAUCAAGGAUUGGUAGCUCCCAAGAGCUAAUCUUCUGUAUUAGCUUCAGCAUCUCAGGCAGAGAACAUCAACAAACUAUCUGGGGAUUCUGAUGGUCCUUUGUGAUUUCCGCUGUAACUGGUUAGCAAAUUCAGGAAAUCUUACG